Molecule: messenger RNA, 1847 nt
Organism: Bolinopsis microptera
Lineage: Eukaryota; Metazoa; Ctenophora; Tentaculata; Lobata; Bolinopsidae
Product: apoptosis regulator R1-like
Exons: 6
Coding region: 5-673 (222 amino acids)
Biological process (GO): extrinsic apoptotic signaling pathway in absence of ligand; intrinsic apoptotic signaling pathway in response to DNA damage; regulation of apoptotic process
Cellular component (GO): mitochondrial outer membrane
Molecular function (GO): protein homodimerization activity; protein heterodimerization activity
Source: RefSeq, a predicted model, not a curated record
AAAUAUGGCAUCGCCGCCUGUGAUGACGGAAACUGAACAAUCGAGUAGUACCGGUGAUGACGGGGGAGUGGACAACAUCAUCAGGACCUUCAUGAUCGAACAAGAGCGAAUAAGAGGAUCGCAGCAGAGGGGCAGGCGGAACUCAGUCGUUGAUCAGAUCUUCAGAGGACAGGGCCAGCAACUACAAGACAGUAGCAGUCCCCCAAACUCGGAUGUGGGCCGACAGCUGGCUGAAAUAUCCCGACAACUGGACCAGCACUUCUACCAAGAGGAAACAGAUAAUCACAUUGAGAUCCUGGAAAGAAGGCCAGCUAGUAGAAUGGACAAUCUCCGCAGAAUAAUUCAGGGAGUAUUCCAACACGGCAUUACUGCUGGCCACGUUAUGUCUCUCCUCAUAUUUGGAUUCAGGUACAUAAGCCAUCUCGUCAACAACGGAAUUGAAAACGCAGAAGACAUAUGUCGACAGAUAAUGUCCAGUAUCAUUAAGUACAUUAAAGAUUACGUGGUCGCCUGGAUUAAAUCUAUUGGAGGAUGGAACGGUUUCCUGGACGAAGUGAAACAGUACACGGAGCAGGCUCGCCAGUGGAACGUGAACCGGUUACACCUGUUAGUCGGGUUUGUUGUGGUGGUUACAGCGGUGAAUGUUGGUGCUGUUGUUUGGAGGUACAAGUAGCACGCGGGUGUAUGUUGGGCGGUAUCUAGAUAGUAUCUAGAUACCGCCGUAUGUUGGCACCACUAUUUCAGGGACCUCAAAUCGGACUGUAAAAUAUUGUUUCAAGUUUAAAAGAUGUUGGCUAAAUGGUCGUGUCAGACGAUUUAAUCUAUCGUGGCUCGAUAGCAAUAAUAAAAUGUGCAGGAAUAGAGGAUAUUUCAGAUAUUAUAAUUCUUAAUUAAUUUAUUUCAAGUUUUGUAUAAAUCUCAGUUUGAUUGUAAUUAUUUUCGGUUAUUAAGGGCAAUCAAUUAAGACAUGUUUUUAAGAAACACUAUCUUGCUUUGACGUAUGUUGAUAUGUGUAUUACCUGUAUGUGUGUUCAUCGGUAGUUAACGAAUAGUAGAAAGUUAGGAAAUUAUUACAAAUUAAAAUAUAUAUCUGUUAAUUAAGAACUGUAGAGAUAAAUGGGGCCAUGAUCCGUAAUAUGCAAAGUUGACAGAAGUCAAUUUGUUUUGGAAUAAGCCAAAGAGCCCAAACUUGAAUGCUUACCAAUCAUGUUCCUUUUACCGCUUCUUCUUGUUCUACUAUCUCAGCUUCAACCGAUAGGCACACAUUAGCCCUAUACAAUCUUAAUAUUUUUCACUCUUAAAAAAGCUUUUAGGAAUUGAUUGCAAUAUCUUUUGCUGACUGACUACCUUCAAAUUCUUGACCGCAUGAAUUGAUGGAUAACUUGAAUAAAUUAUGAACAUUUGAUUAUUUUAUAAUUGUUAUUAAUCGAUAUUCUCAGCACGUCCUUUCAUUCAAUCAUGGUAACUCUAAAAUCGAAAUGUUUUUAUGUAACGGGCGUAACAACCACAUUUUCUUUAUUCAUUAAUUAACAUUGUGGAUAAUAUCCAAAGUCCAUCUCUAAGUGAGUCGAAUCCUAAUUGGAGGGUUUCCUAAUAAAUUAAUCCUCUUUAUCGAAUUUGAAUUUUGAAAAGAACCCUACGUUUUCAGACGUUGUGUGCCUGCUUCAGUCGUUAUCUGAGCAAGUCUCGCUGUAACUAGUUGAAUAUACGAUCUCGCUGUUUUACUUUUAUACUGUUCUGUUAACUUCAGGAAUACUCUAGUAGUGUUGGGGUUGUUUCCGUUUUUAAAAUUUUUACCCGACAAUGCUGUAUCUCAUUAUAAAAUGUUACCAAUUCAACACAGUUUU